Messenger RNA from Symbiodinium pilosum, 414 nucleotides. The record is from the annotation of a GenBank genome assembly. Lineage: Eukaryota; Dinophyceae; Suessiales; Symbiodiniaceae.
CUCUUCCAGCUCACCACCAGCAUUGACUGGUCGCAGAAGAAGCCCGUGGUCACCAGAGAGGUGAUCAUCGGAGAUGACAGCUGGGAGCGUGGGAGCCUACUCCUUAGCGUCGGCCAGGGUGAGAACGAGAUCCGGCUGCGAGGGGGCCGCAAUGCGGAUUUGAUGAAGAAGGUUCUACAGGAGCACAUCGAUGCAGAUGGCUCCCUCUGGGUGGGCUUGAGAAAGCAUCGUGUCGGUUGGCCUUGGCGUUGGGUGCUUCGGUGUCCGUGCCUGGUCUUCUCCACCACUCUGCUGGCAGUCUUUGCCCUGAUAGGUAUCGGGGCCACCAGUGCCCCUAUCAGCCUCAACACGAACUUCGACUCGCUGAUGGAGUCAGACAGCGCAGCCUCCCUGAACUACGACGCCAUCCUCCAG